Messenger RNA from Cryptosporidium ubiquitum, 5253 nucleotides. RefSeq lists its product as uncharacterized. The coding region runs from base 1 to 5253 and encodes 1750 amino acids. The record is from RefSeq and is a predicted model, not a curated record. Lineage: Eukaryota; Apicomplexa; Conoidasida; Eucoccidiorida; Cryptosporidiidae. The transcript has 3 exons.
AUGAUAAACCCAAUAACUCUGCUUAAUGCAAAAAUUAAAACCCCAAAGAUUUUUAGUAAACAUAAAAAAGAAGAAAAAGAAAAUAAAGAUGAUGAUGAUGUUGAGGUUAAUGCAGAAUUUGAUGAGCCUCAAUUUAUUGAUGAAUUGGCAAAUGUUCCUGUAAUGAGCAUGGACGAUUUUAUAAGUAAAUAUGUAGAUGAAAAUGAAAUGAUCGAUUUAGAAUACGAAUCUAUUGAUGAAAUCGAUGCAAUUGACUUUGAGGAAAGUAGUGUUGGUAGUAAAGAUAAAUCAUAUAUGCUCCAAAGGCGAUGGAAAGUCGUAAUAUGGGACUUAACAAUAGAAAACCUGGGUGAUGAAGAAGUGAGUGUGUUUAUAGAAAUAGAUUUUGGCACAUCAAGAGAGGAAUUUCGUGUACAAUUAGAGUCAAAAGAAUAUAUAUUGUCAAACGGAGAUCUGAAGCAUCGUUUGAGAACCCCAAUCGUACAUAAUUUGCUUAAAGAUAAACCUCAAAAAAUAAAAUUUCACCCUUCUUUUGAAUACAGAGGCUCUUAUUAUGAUAUUGAAAAAGAAAAACUUAAGCUUUCUGCUUGGAAAUACCAUAAUUUUAGACUUAACACAUUAGAUGCAAUGUUUGAAAUAAAGUUAAACACAUGCGCAAACUCCGAUCUUCAACAUCACUGUUACUUGGUGAGAAUAGGAGAGGGGCAAACAUUGGAAAAGGUUUACAAAAUUCAAUUUAAUCUAUAUUUUCAGGAAGUUUAUGAUUUUCAGCUUUCACUUGAUCGGUUUGAAAUAAAAGGGUUAUUAACUUAUGACAAUAUAAUGAAUAAAGUCAGUUCUAUGAAAAAAAAAGUCUUUGAAAAAAUUCCUAUUAAUAACAAUUCCUUAUUUGAAGUAGAUAUGACAAAUGAUUCAAGUGAAAUAUUUUCAUCAGAAUGUGUAGUUGGAAAUAGUGAAUUUGAAAAUAUCAAUAUAACUAAAUAUAGAAAUUUAUUGGGAAGCAAUAUAAAUAAGAUGAGUAAUAAGACUAUGGGAAAGCUAUUUAAUUACAUUUCUUUUAAUUAUAGUGAAAACGAAAUGGACAAUAUCUUUACUGAAAAAUCACAAAUUAUUAAUGCUGGAACAUCAAAUUUAGAAAUCUCAAUUCGUGAAAAGGUUAAUCAACAGAAAAUUGAAAAUAACGAUAUAGAUUACGGAAGAAAAGGAAUUUGGGAUACUUUCUUGAGAUUUAUUGGACUUCUGAAGGAAGAUAAAAGGGAAUACAUUCAAAACCUUGAUAGCCUACUAAUAGAAGCUGAAUUAGACCAAGCAAAACUCCAUCCUGCUAAUUGUAACCCAAGAUUAAAAAUAAAUAUAAUUUGGCCCAAUCCAUUAAAAAAUUAUACCAUAUAUAGCAAUAUACAAAAAGGAACCAAUUGGCCUAUAUGGGAAAACAUAGGAUCAAUUUAUUUACGAGGAACUAUAGCAGACUUGGAAAAUUGCUUUAUUGACGUAGAAGUUAUAGACAACAAUAAAGAUAGGGCAAUAAACUCACAAGCAAGAACCCAUAUCCCACUGAAAGGAUUGAUUGAGACUAAUACAGUUGUCGAAUCAAACCUAUAUGAGCCUUUGUGGUUAACAGAAAAAAUUAAUAAAACUGAAGAGCGAAGGAUAAUUGCUACCUGGGAGUUUGGCAUGAUAACUGGAAAUAUAUCAUUUAAGAACUAUCCUUCACAACGACAGAAAGGAAACUUUAUUCAUUUUGUUAAAGAUAGACUAUAUUUAAUGAUUAAAAUAAUAAAGAUUGAUAACAUAAUAACUCUUGAAAAUCUUGAAGAUACUAAAGUUAAUAUUUCAAUUACUCAUCAAGGAUUAACAGCAAAGUCAAAUUCCAAUGUAUGCGGCAAUCUAAAAGACAAACCAAUAGAAGAUUACAUCAUUUUUCCACUACAGUUGCCACCUAUAUCGGAGCUUUAUUUUUUUCACCUAGAAAGUUUGGGAGAGAUUUAUAUAGACUUAUGGGUGACUUCAAAUAAUCAAAGCGGUUCUAAGAUGCAACAUGCAGGAUUUACUUCAUUCACAAUUUGGGAUACGAUAUAUUCUAUUAAAGGUACAAAAAGACCAAUAUCUGAAAGAUAUAAUAGUUGUUAUACGUCCGGUUCAAAUGAAAAAUUGAAAGUUAGAGUACUUGAACAAGAAGUCCCGUUAAAAUUUCUUUUUCCGACAGAUAGAGUUGCGAAUAUUUCAUUUGAAGCAUUUAUUACACCUGAUAUAUUGUCUAUAAAACCAAAGAGUAAUCGAUCAAUUUGCUCAAAAGAUACUGGAAUUGCUGAAAAGAUUGACAUUUUUCUUAGAAGUCGCACGGAACUUUCGCCAAGCCAAGCACCAAAAGUGUAUCAGAAUGAAAAAACAUCGAUUGAAACAACAUUAAUUAGUAAGCUGGGUACCGGAACAAUUGGCAGAUUUUUUAUUUUUUCUUCCUAUAAUCACAGAGGAGAUGAACUCAUGCUUUCACAAUUUGUAAGACCAAUCCCUUCACCAAAUGGAAUAAAUACUCCAAGAGCAAUAUUCCAUUUUGUAAGAUGCACUCCUUUCAUCAAUACAAGUUUUAGAGAGCCUCCAAAAAGAACAAAAGAUAAAUUCAGUAAUGAGAUAUCUAAAAACGAUUCUUUAAAAAGAGGUAACCAAGAAUACAAAAAUGCAUAUUCGUUUGGCAAGUCACAUUAUUGGUUUACUCCAGAUUUUACACUGUUGAGUAAUGGUGGAGGGGUUAUUGACCAUUGCCUUCUACAUGUUUCUUUAUUGUUAAAACAAAAGAUUCAAGCGUUCGUAUGCAUAGGAACAAUAGCUGGGGGCUAUUUUCAUUCUUGGGUAAUGUCAUGGCAUUUCAGCGAUAUAGAUAAUAACACAUAUAUCAAAUUCUGGGAAUUAACCACUGGCCAAAUUUAUGUACUGAAGAAUAGGUUCAUUUCUCAACAAAGAGCUCGUGAGGUUACUUUAAGGUUUAGGAAGAGGGAACGUCUUUUAUCUACUGGAGUUGAGCCACAAAGUGGAAAUUUACAUUUAAAAACGAUAAAACUGCCGUAUACAAGUAUUGAUACCAUAUUUAAUGAAAUAAAUAUUUGGUAUAAUAUUCAACAAAAUAUAAGCCCAGGAUCAAUCUUUUUUGAUUUAUGGAAUGGAUCAUUAUUUAUUUCGUGUACAAAUACGCCCUUAAUUCAUAAGCCCGGAUUCAGAAUUCAACCCUAUUCGUCAUUACCAAAUAAAUCAAGUAUGAAAAAUAUGAAGGAUCUAUUAAAAAACAUACUACAUUAUGAAAUUCAAUCUCGUAGAAGUGCGCAAAAUCUUGGAACAAGAUGGAACAUGGAUCCUACAUUGAACCUUUUCUUGGAAAAAGGACUAGAAAUCGUAGAGCUUUUGGAAAUGUCAAGUGAAGAAGAAUACCCUGAUCUAAUGGCAAAAUUUAGUGAUUGGAAACUUGCAAUGGAGUCAAAAGUCCCCUCAAUGCAUCGAGUGUUAGGAUUCCCACUUUCAUUCAACCAUGCAAACCCCAAAAUGAUUACAGAAGCUAUUUUUGGGAAACUUGAGAUAUUAUUUACUAGAGAUAAAUCCGCAACAUUGAGUAUUUCAGUAAUAAUUAAUGGCUACCCAAAUAAUAUAUUAUGUUGUAGAAUAUUUAUUUUGGUCACCCAAAAAAUUAGUGAAAGAGAAAAGAAGAAAAUUUUGGAAAAACGUGAGAAAAAAAAAAUGAAAGAAAAAAUAUUUAAAAGUGAAAAAUCAGACUCAAUAAAAUUGGAUUUAAUUAAUUCUGUAAUUGAAGAAAAUAAUGUCAGCCGUGAUGCUAUCCUUGAUAAUACUGAAAUAAAGAAGGAAAGUAACAUUCAAAUUAAUCAGGAAAACACAACAAAAAUAAGUAUUGAUGGCUCGGGUCCAUUAGUAACAGCUGACUUUAUAGGGAUAUUGGACAAAGAAAAUAAGAUGAUACGUAAAAGAAGAGUUGUUUUACCUGAAGGUAGUGUUUCUGGGAAUCUUUGGAUUUCAAAAAAAAUUAAAGAUGAUGGGAAUUUUCGAUAUUAUAUUGAAGGAAUUGAAAAUUCAGUCAGUGAAAGUUUAAAUAUACCAAAAAAUAGGGUAUGUGCGACUGAAUUGAAUUAUGAAGGUCAGAGAGUUGGUUUUGCUAUUUUACCUGGUUCGAAUGGUGAUGAGAUAAGUCCUUUGGAUUUAAUGUAUGAAAUGGCUUUAAAGGUAGAUGAAUUAUUGAAGUCAGACAAAAAUUUUAUUGAGUUUACUGGUGGGGAUGCUGUGCUUGAAUGGGAUUACGAUCAAAUUUAUGAGGAUGGAGAGAAUGAGGAACCAAUAGAGUAUUUAGAGAAUGAAGAUAAUGCUGAAGUCCAGUCGGAGUUAAGUGAAAUUGAAGAAAGCCCGGACCAAGAUGAACUUGAUGAAGGCUCUGAAAAAGGUCCUGAUGAAGACAGUGAUGAAGGCCCUAAUGAAGAUGAAUCAGAAGGAAACUUAGACAAUUCUGAGCUAGAAAACAAAGAUGGUAUAAGUUAUUCAAGUUCUAGCCAUUAUAGUCCAAGAUCGAGUACAAUUUCAAGUUUAAUUGAAGAAAGUGAGCAGCAUCCAACUUCAAAGCAUUUGCUAAAGAGAGAAACAACUGAAGAUUUAAAAUCUGAUAUUUCGAAUGAAUUUUCUGAUAAUUCCGCGGAAAACGAAGUAAAAACAGUAAAGUUUGAAAACCAGGAGAACUAUUAUGAUAUUAAGAAAUUAAAAGACAGAAAUUUUAUUACCAAAAAUGAUUCAAAUUCUUCAAAAAAGAAAAAGAAUUUGAAAAGGUUUACAAAAACUGGUAAGUACAUAAUAUACAGGCGCCCAGAAUAUGAACAGUCAAAAAUAAAUAGGAGCAAAGAGCUAAAUAAUUCUAGUGUAAAUAGUAGUGAUUUAUCAGUGUUCCCGGCUGCGACUUUAGCAAUAAGCUUGGCAAGAGGGCAUUCUGAGAUAAAGGAAACUGGAUUGUUAAAUGCUAGAAAGGAAAUAUAUUAUAACAUGGAAAAAGGCAGAUACGCCAAAAAACUAGACAACCUCGGGGAUAAAAUACUUAUGCAGUCUAGCUCAAAUGACUUACUUUCUACUAUGUUCUAUAAAGAAAAUUACAUGUUCUCUAAACAAGCACUUAUUAAAAAAAAUUCGACAAAUAAUGAAAUUAUUGGCCCGGCAAAAGUUAAUAAAAAUUCAAUAUUUAGAGGAAACUCUAUUACUAUUCGGAGGAACUAA